CCAUUUUAGCCAAAGGUCAUGUGUGUGUCUUGUCAAAGGCCAGCUUCCAAUGGAAUCACUGUCCCCGGGCCUAGCGGCCCCCUGACUACAUCUGCAUUGGAGAAAUCCCAAAAGCAAACUGCCCAGCGCAAACAAGAGCAGUCGGGAGCCGCCGUCCCCCGGGCACAGCUCCCAGGUCCCCGGGCCGGGCCCGCAGCCGAGGCCGCGUCCGUCCGCCAGCGCCCCGGCCCCGUAGCAGGCACCCCGAAGCCGCACCAUGAGCCGGCACGCCGCCGAUCGGGUAAUAUCCCUGUUCACUUUUGCCAUUGGGGUCCACAUCUGCCUGGGAUUCACAGCAAGUCGGAUUAAGAGAGCGGAAACAUGGGAUGAAGGCCCUCCUACAGUAUUAUCGGACUCCCCCUGGACCAACACUUCUGGAUCGUGCAAGGGUAGAUGCUUUGAGCUUCAGGAAGUUGGACCUCCUGAAUGUCGGUGUGACAACCUGUGUAAGAGCUACAGCAGUUGCUGCCAUGACUUUGAUGAACUGUGUUUGAAGACAGCUCGUGGCUGGGAAUGCACUAAGGACAGAUGUGGAGAAGUACGCAAUGAGGAGAACGCUUGUCACUGCUCUGAGGACUGCCUGGCCCGGGGAGAUUGCUGCACCAAUUACCAAGUGGUGUGCAAAGGAGAAUCACAUUGGGUAGAUGAUGACUGUGAAGAAAUAAAGGCCCCUGAGUGCCCAGCCGGGUUUGCCCGCCCUCCGCUGAUCAUCUUCUCUGUGGAUGGCUUCCGGGCAUCGUACAUGAAGAAAGGCAGCAAAGUGAUGCCCAACAUCGAGAAGCUUCGGUCCUGUGGCACACAUUCUCCUUACAUGAGGCCCGUGUACCCUACAAAAACCUUCCCUAACUUGUACACUUUGGCUACAGGUUUGUAUCCUGAGUCUCAUGGGAUUGUUGGCAACUCCAUGUACGACCCAGUGUUUGAUGCCACCUUCCAUCUCCGAGGGCGAGAGAAAUUUAAUCACAGGUGGUGGGGGGGUCAGCCGCUAUGGAUUACAGCCACCAAGCAAGGCGUGAGAGCGGGAACAUUCUUUUGGUCUGUAACCAUCCCUCACGAGCGGAGAAUAUUAACCAUCCUGCAGUGGCUGACGCUACCAGACAAUGAGAGGCCUUCAGUCUAUGCCUUCUAUUCUGAACAACCUGAUUUCUCUGGACACAAAUACGGUCCCUUUGGCCCUGAGGAGAGUAGUUAUGGUUCACCUCUUACUCCGGCUAAGAGACCUAAGAGGAAAGUUGCCCCUAAGAGGAGACAGGAAAGACCAGUUGCUCCUCCAAAGAAAAGAAGAAGAAAAUUACAUAGGAUGGAUCAUUAUACAGCGGAAACUCGUCAGGACAAAAUGACAAAUCCUCUAAGGGAAAUUGACAAAACCGUGGGCCAACUAAUGGAUGGGCUGAAACAACUCAAGCUGCAUCGGUGUGUAAAUGUCAUCUUUGUUGGAGAUCACGGCAUGGAAGAUGUCACAUGUGAUCGAACUGAAUUCUUGAGCAAUUAUCUGACUAAUGUGGAUGAUAUUACUUUAGUGCCUGGAACUCUUGGAAGGAUUCGACCCAAAUUUAACAAUAAUGCUAAAUAUGACCCUAAAGCGAUCAUUGCUAAUCUUACAUGUAAAAGACCAGAUCAGCACUUUAAGCCUUACAUGAAACAGCACCUGCCCAAACGUUUGCAUUACGCGAACAACAGAAGAAUCGAGGAUAUCCAUUUGCUGGUGGAACGUAGAUGGCAUGUUGCAAGGAAACCUUUGGAUGUUUAUAAGAAACCAUCAGGAAAAUGUUUCUUCCAGGGAGACCAUGGAUUCGACAAUAAGGUGAACAGCAUGCAGACUGUGUUUGUAGGGUAUGGCCCAACAUUUAAGUACAAGACUAAAGUGCCUCCAUUUGAAAACAUCGAACUUUACAAUGUUAUGUGUGAUCUCCUGGGAUUGAAGCCAGCUCCUAAUAAUGGAACCCAUGGUAGUUUGAAUCACCUAUUACGUACUAAUACCUUCAGGCCAAUCAUGCCAGAGGAAGUGACCAGACCGAACUACCCAGGGAUUAUGUAUCUUCAAUCUGACUUUGACCUGGGCUGUACCUGUGAUGAUAAGGUAGAGCCAAAGAACAAGUUGGAUGAGCUCAACAAACGCCUUCAUACCAAAGGGUCUACAGAAGCUGAAACCAGGAAAUUCAGAGGCAGCAAAAAUGAAAACAAGGAAAACCCUAAUGGAAAUUUUGAACCUAGAAAAGAAAGACAUCUCCUCUAUGGAAGGCCUGCAGUGCUUUAUCGGACUCGAUAUGACAUCUUGUAUCACACUGAUUUUGAAAGUGGUUAUAGUGAAGUUUUAUUAAUGCCACUCUGGACAUCAUAUACUGUUUCUAAACAGGCUGAGGUCUCUGGCAUUCCUGAGCAUCUGACCAAUUGUGUUCGACCUGAUGUCCGUGUUUCUCCUGGUUUCAGUCAGAACUGCUUGGCCUACAAAAAUGAUAAACAGAUGUCCUAUGGGUUCCUCUUUCCUCCUUAUCUGAGCUCUUCACCAGAAGCUAAAUAUGAUGCAUUCCUUGUAACCAAUAUGGUUCCAAUGUAUCCUGCUUUCAAACGGGUGUGGAAUUACUUCCAAAGGGUAUUGGUGAAGAAAUAUGCUUCAGAGAGAAAUGGUGUUAAUGUGAUAAGUGGACCCAUUUUUGACUAUGACUACAAUGGCUUACGUGACACAGAGGAUGAAAUCAACCAGUAUGUGGAAGGCAGUUCCAUUCCUGUCCCAACUCACUACUACAGCAUCAUUACCAGCUGCCUGGAUUUCACUCAGCCUGCUGACAAGUGUGACGGGCCCCUGUCUGUGUCCUCCUUCAUCCUUCCCCAUCGCUCGGACAAUGACGAGAGCUGCAAUAGCUCAGAGGAUGAGUCGAAAUGGGUAGAAGAACUUAUAAAGAUGCACACAGCUCGAGUGCGGGAUAUUGAACAUCUCACCAGUCUGGAUUUCUUCCGAAAGACAAGCCGUAGCUACUCAGAAAUUCUGACUCUCAAGACAUACCUGCAUACAUAUGAGAGUGAGAUUUAAUUUUCUGAUCAGUGCAGUGCAGUCUUAUCAACUGGUGUAUAUUUUUAUAUUAUGUUUGUAUUUAUUAAUUUGAAACCAGGACAUUAAAAAAACACUUAGUAUUUUAAUCCUGUACCAAAUCUGACAAUAUUAAGCUUGAAUGACUCCACUGUUUCUUGUUUAAUGCUUGAUUUAGGUAGUCUUGUGUUCUGAGUAGAGCUUGUAAUAAAUACUGCAGCUUAAGUUUUUAGUAGAAGCUUCUAAAAGGUGCUGCAGAUUUGAUAUUUGCAUUGAGGAAUAUUAGUUUUCCAAUGCACUGUUGCCACAUUUAGUCCUGUACUGUAUCAAAAUCUUGAUUUUUGUAAAGUUGCAUUCAUCUGCUAUUAACUGUAACAGACAUAUUUAAACCUUAUAGACCAAUCUUAACUAUAAUAAAUCACACUUUCAGUUUU
This is a messenger RNA of Perognathus longimembris pacificus (Pacific pocket mouse), 3501 nucleotides long. It is a transcript of the gene Enpp2, whose product is annotated as ectonucleotide pyrophosphatase/phosphodiesterase 2. Gene Ontology annotation, biological process: estrous cycle; phosphatidylcholine catabolic process; immune response. Bases 257 to 3070 code for a protein of 937 amino acids. The transcript is spliced from 27 exons. Lineage: Eukaryota; Metazoa; Chordata; Mammalia; Rodentia; Heteromyidae. Gene Ontology annotation, molecular function: phosphatidylcholine lysophospholipase A1 activity; alkylglycerophosphoethanolamine phosphodiesterase activity; nucleic acid binding. The record is from RefSeq and is a predicted model, not a curated record.